This is a messenger RNA of Camellia sinensis, 841 nucleotides long. The record is from RefSeq and is a predicted model, not a curated record. NCBI's taxonomy places the organism in Eukaryota, Viridiplantae, Streptophyta, Magnoliopsida, Ericales, Theaceae.
AUGGUAGCAAGGAGAAGAACCAAUACUGUGGGUGGCCUGGAAACUCCUCCUCCAGCAGCCGUUCCAGAAACUGAACAGCUGAUUGUGGAUGAAGUUGUCGAAUUAAUAUUGUCUUUUUUAAUUCUUUUUUUCUAUUUGCAGAAAAAGCUUGACGAAACUAUUGAAUGCCAACUUCAGUAUCCCAGUUUUGAGGAUGCAAUUGCAGUACCUUGGAAAUCCCUUCCAAGGAGAAUGUCAAAGCUAUACUUUGCUAUGCGAGUAAUAGAACAGUUUGAAGAGGCUGAGGGUCGUGAUCCUGGACAAACUUCAAAGGACGACCUUCCUAAGGUUUUGAAGUUGAGGAAGGAACUCUUCGAGGCACAAUCACUAAAUGAGUCUCUCAUUCCUGAUUCUCUCCUUGAGAGAUUGGUGUCGUGUACAACAGAAUUCCCUCCAGUUUGUGCUGUCAUUGGGGGAAUUCUUGGUCAGGAAGUUAUUAAAGCAAUAUCAGGCAAAGGCGAUCCCCUAAAGAAUUUCUUCUUUUUCGAUGCUAUGGACGGGAAAGGCAUCAUAGAGGACAUAUCAAAACCUGACAGUGGCAGCUAAGUUGUUUUGUUGAGGUUGUUUCAGUAUCUUUCCAAGUGGAAUUUAGCUACUAUGUGUAAUUUGAUGGGUUCUCGCGUUGACUCGCUCUGUUAUGGAUAUUGCUCACUGUUGGUUAGUAUUAUUGUAUCUAUAGCGAAUAUUUAUGCUACAACACUUAACCAUGUUUUAGGAAGUCUACGCUUAUUUAUCAUUUUGUAAACUAACUUGCAUUAUAUGGAGCAAUGUUCAUUGAUGCUCUGACUAUUGUCUAUUUACC